This is a messenger RNA of Rhizophagus irregularis DAOM 181602=DAOM 197198, 1290 nucleotides long. RefSeq lists its product as uncharacterized. NCBI's taxonomy places the organism in Eukaryota, Fungi, Glomeromycota, Glomeromycetes, Glomerales, Glomeraceae. Gene Ontology annotation, molecular function: protein binding. The record is from RefSeq and is a predicted model, not a curated record.
AUGUCAAAACUUUUUAAAGAAUUAUUACAAGAAUUAUAUAUAAUCCUUUUAAACGCAGAAGUUGAAGAAAUUUGUGAUUCUAAAAAAGAUAAAUUAAAUGAAUUUAUAAAUAAUUUUUUAUUUGAGUAUGAUUUAGAUCCUAAAAAUGUAUUUGAAAUUAUUACAAGUAAUUCUCAAAAUAUUUAUUAUUAUUCAAGUUUGGUUGGAUUUUUUUAUCAAAAUGGUAUUGGUUGUAAUGUAGAUGAAAUUAAAGCAUAUGAAAUAUUUUCUAAUGCUGUUAAAAAUAAUAAUCAAAGAUCAAAAUCAAAAUCAAAAUCAACAGAUCAAGAAAAUGAUUCUAUUUCAUUUUAUUGUAAUGAUAAUAAUAAUAUAAAUGAAAUAAUUGUACAAUAUUUUUAUUCAUUAUUUCUUUAUAAAGAUAUUAUAUUAUUUAGAAAAGAUAAUUAUAAAUUACAUAAGAGAAAUGCUGAAAAUGGUGAUCCAGUAUCACAAUAUUAUAUAGGUAUUUGUUGUCAUUAUGGUAAAAAUAUUGAUGGAGAUUAUGAAAAGUCAUUUGAAUGGUAUUUAAAAUCAUCAGAAGGUGGAAAUAUUAAAGCAACUUAUGUAUUAGGUUUAAGAUAUAUGUUAGGUUUACGUUAUCAAAAUGGAUAUUAUAUUAUGAAAGACGAAGAAAAAGGUUUUGAAUUAAUUUUAGAAUCUGCUGAAGGAGGUCAUAAAUAUGCUUCUCAUAAAUUGGGUGAAUUUUAUGAAAAUGGUAUAUGCGUUUUAAAAGAUAAGAAGAAAGCUUUUGAUUGGUAUUUAAAAGCUGCAAAUAAAGGUGAUAGUCAUUGUCAAUAUUUAAUAUCAAAUUAUUAUUAUGAAGGAAUUUAUGUAUUAAAAAAUGAAAAGAAAGGAUUUUAUUGGAAUAGAAAAGCUGCAAUAAAUGGUCAUUAUGAUUCUCAACAUAAAUUAGCUGAAUAUUAUUUUAAUAAUAAGAAUGAGAAGAAAGCAUUUAAAUGGUAUUUAAAAUUAGCCAAUAAAAAUUUUAUAAGAGCUAUUUAUUUAGUUGCAAAAUAUUAUAGAGAUGGUAAUGGAACUGAUAAAAAUUUGAUUGAAGCUUCAAAAUGGUUUAGUAAAUAUGAAUUAUCAAAAAUUUAUGGAUGUAAAUUGAUUACUUUGAAUAAUUUUUUGGAAGGUUUAGAUAUUAAUGCCUUUGAAAUAGAAACGUAUAAACAUCUUCCUUAAAUUUAUUUUAUUUUUAAUAAUUAUUUAUCAUUAUUUAUAUAUGUAAGAGCAUUAUUUAAUAUUAAU